AUGGCGGGCCUACUAAUAAAAAAGGAAGACACAGUCAUGAGAAAGUCCAUCAGCCCUGCAGAGACACAUUCUAUACACUUUCUGUUAACAGGAGAGACAUUCACAUCUCUCUCCUACGUGUUCCGAAUAAGUCACUAUGCCAUCUCAGAGAUUGUCAUUGAGACAUGCAAGGUGCUGUUAAGUGUUUUGAAGACAGACUAACUGAAGGCGAAAAGCAAUAGCCCAGGGAUAUUAAGAGUUAUGGCAAUUUCCAAGAUGUGUAGGCGCUCUGAAUGGAAAACAUGUCAUCCUCCAGGCCCCCAAACACAGUGGCUCCUAUUACCACAACUACAAGGGCAGAAAUUCCAUAGUGUUGUUGAUGUCCCUUGUCGAUGCCGAUCUGAAAUUGGUUUAUGUGGAUGUGGGGACAAAUGGCAGAGUGAGUGAUGAUGGUGUUUGGAACAAGACCAGCCUUUGCUGA
This is a messenger RNA of Coregonus sp. 'balchen', 460 nucleotides long. NCBI's taxonomy places the organism in Eukaryota, Metazoa, Chordata, Actinopteri, Salmoniformes, Salmonidae. The record is from the annotation of a GenBank genome assembly.